Molecule: messenger RNA, 1179 nt
Organism: Carica papaya (papaya)
Lineage: Eukaryota; Viridiplantae; Streptophyta; Magnoliopsida; Brassicales; Caricaceae
Gene: GRF12
Product: general regulatory factor 12
Source: RefSeq, a predicted model, not a curated record
CCUUCAACCCCCCCAUUUUCUCCUUCCCUUUUUGUUUUCUCUCCUCUCUUUUCACAUCACUUCAUCUCCAUCUUUCACUCUCCCAUACAACAAACACAAAACUAAACCAUUUCCUGAAUUUCUUCUUUUGUUUCUGUCAUCUCUCUAGACAAUGUCGACGACAGAGAAGGAGAGAGAGACUUACGUUUACAUGGCCAAGCUCGCCGAACAAGCCGAGCGAUACGAAGAAAUGGUUGAAAGUAUGAAAAAUGUUGCUAAACUUGAUUGUGAGCUGACUGUGGAGGAGAGGAAUCUCCUCUCUGUGGGAUACAAAAACGUCAUUGGUGCUAGGCGAGCUUCGUGGCGUAUAAUGUCUUCAAUUGAGCAGAAGGAAGAGUCCAAAGGAAAUGAGCAAAAUGUUAAACUUAUAAAAAGUUACCGUCAGAAAGUGGAGGAGGAACUUUCCAAGAUCUGCAGUGACAUUUUAAGCAUUAUAGAUAAGCACCUGAUUCCCUCCUCCUCCUCUGGGGAGGCCACUGUGUUUUACUACAAGAUGAAAGGUGACUACUAUCGGUAUCUUGCUGAGUUCAAGACUGACCAGGAAAGGAAAGAGGCAGCUGAACAGUCAUUGAAGGGCUAUGAGGCUGCUUCCAGCACUGCCAGCACAGACCUUCCAUCAACCCACCCAAUCCGUCUUGGCCUUGCACUUAACUUCUCAGUCUUCUAUUAUGAGAUCAUGAAUUCUCCUGAGAGAGCCUGCCAUUUGGCUAAACAAGCUUUCGACGAGGCAAUUGCAGAGUUGGAUACCUUGAGUGAGGAAUCAUACAAGGAUAGCACUUUGAUCAUGCAGCUGUUGAGAGAUAACCUCACUCUCUGGACUUCUGAUUUGCCUGAAGAUGGAGGGGAAGAUAACUUCAAAGCUGAAGAAUCCAAGCCUGCUGAACCUGAGGUAAAUGCUUAAAGAAGUUCUCAAUUGAAGUUCAAUAAACUUACGGGGUUUGCCAUUUCUAAUGGUCUAUUCUUUUCCUGCAUCAGCAUUGAUGGGAAAUUGUAGCCAGUGAUCCUUCCUUUUAGUCCUACAGAAACAAGAUGAUAAGAUCCAAUCAAUUGCUUUCAUCUUAUUUUAAUUAUCUUUCUGUUCAAUUUCAUUUCAAUGUCGUGCUUUUGUUUAUGAUCUUUAUGUGACGCGUGGAAAUUUCU